This is a messenger RNA of Necator americanus (New World hookworm), 270 nucleotides long. RefSeq lists its product as uncharacterized. The record is from RefSeq and is a predicted model, not a curated record. Gene Ontology annotation, cellular component: cell surface. The transcript has 3 exons. Bases 1 to 270 code for a protein of 89 amino acids. NCBI's taxonomy places the organism in Eukaryota, Metazoa, Nematoda, Chromadorea, Rhabditida, Ancylostomatidae.
AUGAUCACCUCGUUCAUUGAUCGCAUACGUUUUUCUGGAGUAAUCAUCAGCAGUGCAGGACGCUACAUGAUGAAAAUCGCAGAGAAGACACAUCUCAUGAAAAUCAUCAAUAUUUUCUUAAGUGUACAACGCCCAUGCCAACGAAAAUUCACCAUCAAAUUGCCUGACAGUUACAUCACAAAUGGAAAGACACCGAAGAAGAUCUACGAUGCCGGAACGAUUCAGUUGGCCGGAGCAUUCCCCGGGGAGGAACGAGAUUGCCUUCACUAG